Messenger RNA from Tetranychus urticae (two-spotted spider mite), 8485 nucleotides. The record is from RefSeq and is a predicted model, not a curated record. NCBI's taxonomy places the organism in Eukaryota, Metazoa, Arthropoda, Arachnida, Trombidiformes, Tetranychidae.
GUUAACAUUUUGCUGAGUACUGCGUUCAUUUGGGUAUUUAAUAUUAACAAAAAUGGUUACUUUGUCAUAAUUGUGUUUCCUUUUUUUUGUAUUUUUAAGUCUAAAAUGAUGAAAUUUAGUUUCUUUCUUUAAUUUAUUUAAUAUUUUUUCAUCUUCACAUUGAAUAGAAGCCUGAAUGUAAAAUUAAAUGCCUUCUUAAAUGGUUCACUACAAUUUAAGAUCCAAGACUCAGGCUUUACGUCGGAGAUCAGGUGAAACCUUGGACCAGCAACAUCACGAGAAUCAACAACGCCAACAACAAUCAUUACCAUCAACUUCUCAUUCAACUCCAUCAUCACCAUCAUCGCCAAUAUAUUCACCAACAUCAGCAAAAAAAGCCCGUAGAAGCCUUUGCUCUCCAUUGUCUGGUAUUUGUAACUCCACAAAAGCUUUAUCUUCACCAACAAUAGUAACAGCAACAGCAGCUACAGCAGCAGCAUCAUCAGUAUCUAAUUCUGGUAAUCGAUAUAGAGAUUGUUGUACAGCAAUGGAAGAAGAUUAUGCAAAUGAACAGAAAAAUGUACAAUCUUUACCAGAAACAUCAUCAUCGAUUUCAGCUUCAUCAUCCUCAUCAGCUUCAUCAAGCUCAUCCACUUCAUCAUCAUCAUCAUCAUCCUCAUCGUCAUCAUCCUCACUAUCAGGUGAAGGAAAUAAUGUAACACCUAAUAUUUGCUCUAAUAGCUUAUCAUCUAAAGGGCGAACCAGUGGUGUUGGUAGUGUUAAUACUACAAGUAAUAAUGGAAAUAUUAUUGAUAAUAUCAGUAACACCAAUAUCAAUAUCAAUUCCAACACCAAUGCCAAUGCUAAUAAUAAUAGCAACAACAAUAACAACAACAAUGGUUCUAGUAACACAAACAAUAAUUCGAACGAUAAUAUUAAUAGUAGUAGUAGCCAUAGUGGUGCUGUUGCUGUUAAUAAUGAAAACAAUGGCGUUAGUGGUGUUAUUGGAAUUAGUAGUGGCAGUGGUGACCGUGGUAGCAGUGGUGGUGGGGGAAGUAGUAGUAGUAGCAGUUUGCCUUUGUCUUCCUUAUCUAGCUCUGGUGCUUUGGAUAGUGAACCUGAUGAUAAUGAGAUGGGUAGAUUACAAGCACUUUUGGAAGCAAGAGGUUUACCACCACAUUUAUUUAGUGCUCUUGGUCCUAGAGUUCAUCAUCUUCUUCAUCGAUCUAUGGGAAAUAAAACGAGUAGUAGAGCUCAUCAGUUGAUUCAAGGAUUACAAGCUCAAGGAGAUGAAGGACAACAGUUACAGGCUGUGAUGGAAAUGUGCCAAUUACUUGUAAUGGGAAAUGAAGAUACUUUAGCAGGUUUUCCAGCAAAGCAAGCAGUACCUGCUUUAAUAGCAUUACUUCAAUUAGAACAAAAUUUUGAUAUAAUGAAUCAUUCCUGUAGAGCAUUAACAUACAUGAUGGAAUCAUUACCACGGUCAUCAGCUAUCGUGGUUGACGCUAUUCCAGCGUUUCUUGAGAAACUACAAUUUAUUCAAUGUAUGGAUGUUGCAGAGCAAUCAUUAACAGCCUUAGAGAUGCUUUCUCGACGACAUAGUAAAGCUAUUUUACACGCUGGUGGUGUACCUGCUUGUUUAUCAUAUUUAGAUUUUUUCACAAUUAAUGCUCAACGAGCUGCACUUUCAAUAACUGCCAAUUGUUGUCAAAAUUUAACCCGAGAAGAAUUUUCUUAUGUUAAAGAUUCAUUGUCUACAUUGGGUUCCCAUCUGGUUAAAUAUCAAGAUAAAAAAUGCCUUGAAAGCUUGUGCUUAGCAUUUUCUCGAUUAGUGGAAAGUUUUCAACAUCAUCCAGAAAUUUUGCAACAAAUUACCGAGAACAAUUUAUUGUCAAAUAUUCAACAAUUAUUAUUGGUAUCACCACCAAUAAUCAGUACAGGAACAUUUGUAAUGGUGAUAAGGAUGUUGGCUACAAUGUGUGCUUCAUGUCCUCAAUUAGCAGUACAACUUCUUAAAUUGAACAUAGCCGAUACAAUUCGUUAUUUAUUGGUUGGUUCAAGUGCAACGAAAGAAUAUAUUGAAUUGACCACAAGAAGCCCACAAGAGCUUUACGAGAUAACUUCACUUAUCGGAGAAUUGAUGCCAAAGCUACCAACUGAUGGUAUAUUUAGUGUUGAUGGAUAUUGGUUGAAGCAAACAAAUGUGAUUCCAAGUGGAGUUACUUGGCAAUGGAAAGAUGAUAGAGGAAUGUGGCAUAAUUAUAGUGCUAUUGAUAGUAAAAUGAUCGAAGCUGCUCAUUUGGCAAGUGAAGAUGAAAUGAGUUUGACUACAAUGGGACGUACAUAUGUGAUAGAUUUUAAUUCGAUGCAACAAAUAAAUGAAGAUACUGGGACUUCACGUUUAAUUCAACGUCUAGUCAAUAAUUCAGAUGGAACAACAUCAACAUCAUCAUCAUCUGGUUUAGGUUUAUCUGGAGCUAUGAUGAUGAUGAUAUCAGGUGCAACAUCAGCCUCAGCAGCCGCAGCAGCCGCAGCAGCAUUAGGAGUACCUACAACACCACCACUAUCAUCCUCAUCAUCAUCAUCAUCACCAUCAUCUCAAGUAACAACAACAACAACAACUAAAUCACCAACAUCAAACACGAAAAAAACAAAAAUUGUUGGAAAUGAUACAAAGACUCCUUUGAAAUCUUGUAAUAAUUCAAUGGAUACAACGCCAGGUAAACAAGCUGAAAAUGAAGAAAUGGGAAAAGAUGUAAAUCCAAGCAAUAAUUCAAGUACUCCAAAUAAUACGCCACCGAAUAAGAUGCAUAAUCAUAAUAAUUCGCAUUCUUCUAUGAUGAAAGCAAUGAUGAUGAGCAAUGUUAAUGAAAAUGAUGCUCGAAUUCAAUGUUUAAAAGAAGAACCUGAAUUAGCAGAGUCUUUCAUAAAAAGUCUUUUUGGUGUUUUGUAUGAAGUAUAUAGUAGCUCUGCUGGUCCAUCAGUACGACAUAAAUGUAUUCGAGCAUUGCUGAGAAUAAUUUAUUAUUCAUCUUCUGAUCUUUUGCGAAUUGUUUUGAAAAAUCAUGCUGUAUCAAGUCACAUUGCUGCAAUGUUACCAUCUUCUGAUCUUAGAGUAGUUGCUGGUGCUAUUCAAAUGGUUUACAUAUUGAUGGAAAAGCUACCUGAUAUUUUUGCUAUUUACUUCCGUCGAGAAGAACAACAACAAAAGCAACAACAACAAACUGGUCAAAGUACUUCAUCGUCUCCGUCAUCUUUAAUUGGUCAAAGUUAUGUGUCAUCUUGCUUUCUAGAAUCUGGAAGUCCCUUGACAGCGUCCAAUGCCACUAUUACAGCUACUUCCUCACCAUCAUCAUCGGCAUCGCCUCCAUCAUCAUCACCAUCGUCUGCAACUGGAAUAAUCACAAGAUCAAACAAAUCUCCAGUCUCCAAAACAAAUGAAAAUAUUGUGGAUUCCCGUUCUUCUCAAUUAAGACUUAGUGAUGUCCUUAAACGGAAACGUAGUUCAAAGAAAGGAUCAACAAGUGGUUCACCACCAGCAUCAUCCUCUUCAAGUUCGUCAUCUUCUCUGAGUAGCAACAGCAACAGUAAUAGCUGUAGUAGCAAUAGUAACAGUAGCAGCAUUGGUGGAGUUGCUGGAAGUAUUGGUGGUACAAGCAGUAAUAGUAAUAAUAGCAGUAGUCGAAGUAAAAAUCGAGGUGGAAUCGACUCUUUGUCUAUGCAUUUUAACAAUUGUAUAAAUUCGUCAUCACCAUUGCCAUUAUCCAACAUGCAUGGUAAUAAUCGUGGAGUUAGUGGUGGUGAUUAUGAUCCAAUGACAGCAAAUUUAAGUUCACACUUUUUUUCGACUCCUUAUCUUUCAAUGCCAUUCUUUCCAUACUCUGGAAAUAGUGGUACACCUUCAUCUGGAAAUUCAAGUGCAGCAUCGUCAACUCCAGCAACACCAAAUACAAAUAGCACUGAUGCUCAAACAAAUUACAAUAAUAAUAACAACAAUAAUAAUGUUUUGACGCCAACAUCUUCAAAUAUAAUUGGUCCACAAAGAGGAUUACAUAAUAAUUUGGGAUUAAAUGCUUUUGGUUCUGGUUGUCCAUUUGGUGUAACUCCAUCUUCUCUUGGAUUUGGAUCAUCAAGUGGAUUAUCUUUGAAUAAUAAUCCAACUGCUUCAACCUCAACAUCUUCAUCAUCACUCGGAGGAGGCUUACCAGCAGCUCAAGCAGCAGCACAGGCAGCAGCACAAGCAGCGGCUUCCGCAGCAGCAACAGCAACAACAACAAGUCGAGGUAGCAGUCGAUCUUCAUCUAAAUUAAGUUCAGCUGCAGCCAAGACGUCAUCAUUUUUUGCCAAUCUUUAUCCAGCUCGAUGGCGUCGAUGGAAUACUGCAGGUCCCAAUAUAAUUGGUUCUAAUGCAGGUUCAAAUCUAAGUAAUCGUAAAUCGAUGCUGAUUUCCCAAUCACAAGAUCAAUUGGGUCAUCAUCAUCAUCACCAUCAUCAUUCUCACUCCCAUCAUCAUGGCCAUCAUAGUCAUGGUCAUCAUAGUCAUAGUCACCAUCACCACUCUUCUCAUUCACCUUCUUCUUCUUCUCAUUCUCAUCAUAACCACUCACACCAUUCUCAUCAUCAUCUUGCAGGUUCAUCAUCUUCGACAUCAGGAUCACCUCGAUCUCCACAUUCUUCCCAUUCAUCUAAUGGUAAUAAAGAGAAGAUACGAAGUUGGAUAAGAGAACAAGCAAAGGCAUUUGUUGAAAAAUAUUUCAACAAUGAGAAUGAAAUGAAUGAAGCAAUGAGCACAUUAAAUCGUAUUAAUGGAGCAAUAGAAAUAUUUGAAAACAGCUGUGAUUUGGAAGGAUUGAAAGAAUUUCGAAGUGUACUAUUGGAUGGAGACAUUUCUCCAUUUGAAUUAAUUAAUUGUGGAAUAAUUGGUAAAUUAAUUACACAUUUAACUUUCACCGAGGAUGGAGAGGAAGAUAGGAAUAUGAGGAUUCGACGUUUUCUUCAUGUUUUCCUGGGAACUCCUGUUGAUGAUAAUACUGUGAUAAAUGAUGAAAAUGAAUUGAACUUGGAUACUCGGCCAAUGUCAAGUCUUGUCUCAAAAUUAAAUGCUUGUAUCUCACAAUUGGAGCAAUUCCCUGUUAGAGUACACGAUGUGAUUGGAACUGGAACAGGUAACAUAAGGGGGACAAGUGCAUUGAAAUUUUUCAAUACCCAUCAAUUGAAAUGUAAUUUAGUUAGACAUCGAGAUUGUACUACUUUGAAACAAUGGAGAGGUGGACCUGUUAAAAUUGAUCCAUUGGCUUUGGUGCAAGCAAUUGAAAGAUAUUUGCUAUUACGAGGUUAUGGUCGUGUUAAAGAAGAUGAUGAUGAUGGUAAUAGUGAUGAUGAUAAUUCAGAUGACGAUUUUGAGGAUAAUAUGGCAUCAGUUGUGAUGAAUCAGGGCCAAGGUCGUCAUAAGAUACAAUUUUUAAUUGAUGAUCGUAUUCUUCCAUAUAAUAUGACAGUUUAUCAAGCUAUAAGACAAUUUAGUGGAGGAUCAGGUAAUUCUCAAUCAAUUGAUGGUCAUGAAACUGAUACUGAUUUUGAUGGACCAAUGGGUAAUUCAAAUAUGUGGGUAACAACUCAUACAAUAUAUUACCGUUCAUUGAAUGAUAGAUUACCAAGUGUAUCUUAUCCAUCAGCUUCGACAUCUUCAACAAACUCAACUCCAACUUCAACUGCUGGAAUUAUUGGUACUAAUACUAAUACUAAUAACAAUAACAACAACAAUAAUAAUAAUAGUCGAAGUAGUCGAUCUGGACGAGGAACAAUAUCAGCAGCAGCAUUGUUGUCAGAUAUAACGCCAAUAUCAAAUAUGACAAAUACAGUAGGAUCAGGAUCGUCAUCAUCAUCAUCAACACCAUCCUCUUCUGUUUUGAAUCAUCAUUUAACUUGCUCAGGAAAUUGUGCUUCAAACAAUGGUCAUUCCUAUUCUUAUCCUUCCACAUCAACAUCUUCAAUGACACCUUCAUCAUCAACAGCAAUUUCUGCAUCUUCUGGUAUUGGUAGUAGUGGUAUUAAUACUAGUAAUACUACUACCUAUGGACGUCGUGCAGCAUCAAAAUCAGCAAAUAAAAACUCAACAUCAAACUCUCCAUUAUCUUUUCCGUCAUCAAUAUCAUUAUCAUCAUCAUCAUCAUCUGGAUCAAAGAAGAAAGAUGAAUUAUGGCUUGAAGGGAAAACACCAACGAUCUCAUCAAUAGUAUACAAUUAUUUGAUUCCUUCAUUGCCAAAUUGUGUUAAUAUUGAAGAUUCUUCUUUGGAAGUAAUGAGUCUAUUGAGAAUUUUAAAUGCAUUAAAUCGAUGUUGGAGUUGGUUCUACAAUUUAACAAUCAGUUCAAAUCCUGCCAUACCGCAAAGUGAAUUUGUAAAUAGUAAACUAACAGCCAAAGCUAAUCGUCAACUUCAAGAUCCACUUGUGAUAAUGACUGGUAAUUUGCCCCAAUGGUUAUCUCAAAUAGCUUAUGUAUGCCCAUUCCUGUUUCCAUUUGAGACUCGUCAUUUAUUAUUUUAUAUAACAUCAUUUGAUCGAGAUCGAGCUUUACAACGUCUUUUAGAUACAACACCAGGAUUGAAUAGUAGUGAUACUAGUGAACGAGUAACACCGAGAUUGGAUAAAAGAAAGAAAACUGUAACUCGUGAAGAUAUUUUACGACAAGCUGAAUCAGUAUUUCAUGAUAUUGGUAAUUCAAAGGCAUUGUUGGAAAUUCAAUAUGAGAAUGAAGUUGGAACUGGAUUAGGUCCAACAUUGGAAUUUUAUGCUUUAGUUUCAAAAGAAUUACAACGAGCUGAUUUAGAUAUGUGGAGAGGUGAAGCAAUUACUUCGUCAAGUGUGAUUAUGCCUCUUUCAUAUUCAAAUGAUAAAUUAGCAACAACAGGAUCACCACAUUAUGGAUCUAAUGAGAUGAUGAUUGAUAUAAAUCAAUUGCUCAAGAAUGAUGUUACCAAAACAAAUCGUAAACAUUGUAAUACUAAUCUUAUUCAACAAAACCAACAAAAUCAGAAUCAGAAUCAGAACAAGAAUCAGAACCAAAAUCAUCAAUCACACCGUCAUCACCAAAAUCAACAACACCAGCAGCAACAGCAACAACAACAACAACAACAAUUAUUGUUACAACAACAAGCACAACAAGCCAUUCAAUAUAUUUACUCUUCUGAAGGUUUAUUUCCAUCUCCAGUUGGUAAAUCAACAAAAACUACCUCUUUGUCCAAAUUAAAAAGUAGAUACAGACUACUUGGAAAGUUUAUGGCCAAAGCAUUAUCUGACUCUAGAAUGGUUGAUAUACCUUUAAGUAUACCAUUUUACAAAUGGCUUUUGGGUCAAGAAUCCACUCUAAAUGUGUCAGAUAUGCAUUUUAUUGAUUCAACUUUAGCAAAAUCUGUAACAAAUAUGUAUUUAAUUGCACAAAAGAAAAAUCUCAUGGAAAGAGGAGUUUCUGGACUUAACCGAGAAUCCUUAACUUUAAGUGGAGUUGAAAUUGAAGAUCUUCAUCUUGAUUUUACUUUGCCUGGUUUCCCACAAAUUGAACUACGUAAAGGAGGUAAAGACAUGUCUGUUACAUUGGAAAAUAUAGACCAAUAUUUACGAUUAAUGGUACAUUGGACAAUGGUUGAAGGAGUAUCUCGACAAAUGGAAGCUUUCAGAGAAGGAUUUGAAUCUGUUUUAUCAUUAGCACAACUACAAAUAUUUUAUCCAGAAGAAUUGGAACAACUUUUCUGUGGUUGUAGUCACCAAUCAUGGGAUUUAAAAACACUGAUUGAUUGUUGCCAUCCAGAUCAUGGUUAUACCUAUGACAGUCGAGCAAUUAAAUAUUUAUUUGAAGUACUAUCGUCAUUUAAUGGUGAUGAACAACGUAAAUUCCUACAAUUUGUGACUGGUUCUCCUCGUCUUCCUGUUGGAGGAUUGAAAAGCCUAACACCCCCGUUAACUGUUGUACGGAAAACUUUUGAACCUGGUGAAAAUCCUGAUAAUUAUCUUCCUAGUGUAAUGACUUGUGUAAAUUACUUGAAACUACCAGAUUACUCUAGCAUUGAAAUAAUGCGAGAAAAACUAUUGUUUGCUGCAAACGAAGGACAACAUUCUUUCCACCUCUCCUAAAACUGAUGUACUCCAACCUGAGUAAACGCAACUUCAAUGACUACUUGUAAAUUUCAAACAGUGUAACUAAAUCAACCCAAGAUACAUUUUAUUUCUUUGAUAUUCUUUUGCUUUUCCAUCCAGUUGAUUUAAUCACAAUCAAAGAUGAGGAAAUUACCUUCAUUUAUUUUGUUUUCACUAAUUUUCAACUAACUUACUUUAUUUUCCUCUGUAUUGGUGCUGAUUAACAUGUUGGAAACAUGUUUAUAAUGUAACAAAUUAAUAUGUUUUCCGUUCAAAUAUAAACAAUCAACAAGAUUGCAAACUCUGUUUAAAUACUAUCACAAUUAUCAUAUUUACUCGAUUCUUAAAAAUAAAAAACUUUCAGAUGCAAUU